Molecule: messenger RNA, 5641 nt
Organism: Lagopus muta (rock ptarmigan)
Lineage: Eukaryota; Metazoa; Chordata; Aves; Galliformes; Phasianidae
Gene: STXBP4
Product: syntaxin binding protein 4
Exons: 23
Coding region: 188-2398 (736 amino acids)
Biological process (GO): regulation of insulin secretion involved in cellular response to glucose stimulus; insulin receptor signaling pathway
Cellular component (GO): cytoplasmic vesicle
Molecular function (GO): syntaxin binding
Source: RefSeq, a predicted model, not a curated record
GCUUGAAAUAUGAGCCUCUUAUCUCAGAAUUCUUCAUUUUGAGCUUCUACUGAAAUAGAAGAUGCCCGAAACAGAGCCUCCAGCAUCUUCCAAUGAAACGAGCAGAAAUUGCCCUGCUCGUAACCUUGGUGCAGUUGCACUGGGAAGCUGAGCUGUGCGCCGGGGGUUUGCUGUGCUGUGCUGCAGGAUGUCCUUGCUCUCACCUGGAGACGAAGACGAGCCAGAGCGCUUUGAUGGUCUCUCCCUGCUGUACUGGACAAUCAUGGGCCCUCAUGGAAUCAAUCGAGCUGUUCACCGCAUCUCUUUUUCUGACUGUCAGAAUGGAUUAGGAGUUAAAAUAAUUGGAGGUUACCGGGCGCAAACAGCAGAAGAUUAUGGGAUCUUCAUAAAGAGAAUUCUGCCUGGAGGGGUCGCUGCUGUGGACAGCCGUUUGCUGGCGGGAGAUCUCAUUUUGGAUGUCAAUGGAGAAAACUUAACUGGAGUAACCAAUGAAAGGGCCGUUGACAUCUUGAGAACAGCUUCUGCAUCUAAUCACAUGUCUCUGCUGGUUGCCAGAGAUGAAGAGGCAAAGAAGGAAUUCCUCGACCUGAUGGAUAAGUACGGCUCUCACAGUGAUGCCCAUUCUGCAAGAAGUUCUCCAACACAGCUGUUAGCUGGAAAACCUGUGGACAGCCUUUCUUCUGGAUCAUCCUCGAGGUCACAGAGUCCUCAGUUGCCUCCAGAGGACGUUGUCACCACCGUCAGCAGAAAAGAUUCUGUACCAGCAGCAUCUCCAAAGAUUGCAAAGGGUAGUGCAUUUCAGAUCAUCUCUGUUUGCAAAGGAGCAAACCUUGGUUUGGAUAUUGUUGGAGGAAUUGACAGAAAUGAGGGGCCUUUGGUAUACAUCCAAGGAAUUGUCCCUGGUGGUGACUGUCAUAAGGAUGGACGGCUGCAGCCUGGAGAUCAGCUUGUCUCCAUAAACAAGGAGUCACUGAUUGGCGUGUCCUAUGAAGAGGCAAAAAGUAUCAUUGACAGAGCCAGGAUGAGGUUUGAAAGUUGUUGUGAAAUAGCUUUUAUAAGACAAAAAAGUGCUCCCAGUUAUUCAGAGAAUCUGCAGCGUCCUCCCAGCCUCGUCGCGCCUCCUGCAGCCUUUGUUGGACAGCGAGCUGCAGGCCCCGGUCCUGUGGCAUCUCCUCACACAAAGCUCCUGUCAGCGCUGCUUCCUAACGCUAUGGAAACUAGAGUCAAAAUGGAAGAGCAGUCUCCAAUUACUUCUGCAGAGAGCAGUCCUCCUGAUGUAUCUGUUCAUGUCCUUGCCCCCAACCAGAGCAAUGGUUACAGUCUGCCAGGAAGGAAGGCUUCCUUGAGCUCUGCUAUUCGUCUCAAAGCAGAAAAGCUAGAGAAGGCAUUGAAUUAUCUUGGGAUUCAGCCCUCAGCUGAACAGCAGCAAGCCCUAAGGCAGCAACUUCAGAAAGAUUCCAAAGGAACAGUGUCUUUUGGAGAUUUCAUUGAAGUUUCAAGGAAUCUGUUCUCUGUGCAAUUGGAUGCAACAGAUGGUGGCCAAAAUCCUGUAACGUUUGGGAUUGAUGAAAUUGCCAGUUUGUUAGAUUUGCAGUUUGUAACCUGGGAUUCUUUGGAGGAUGACAUGGAAAAGCUUAAGAAGGAAAGAAAUGAAGCUUUAAAAGAAAUGAGCAAAUUGAAGGAAGAAUUAUCAGAAUCUCUGAAUUUACAGAAGCAGUUAACAGAGGAACUACAAGCAGUCAAGCAAGAAGCCAAGGCAGCUGUAGAGGAGACAAGAGCCCUGCGAAGCAGGAUUCAUCUUGCAGAAGCUGCACAGAGACAGGCGCGCGGAAUGGAGAUGGACUACGAAGAAGUAAUUCGCCUGCUGGAAGCUGAAAUAGUGGAGCUGAAGGCUCAGCUCUCUGAUCACUGUGGCCAAAAUAAAGAUAGCAUCCAGGAUUUGAGAAAGAGGGUUACUGUUCUUGACUGUCAGCUGCGGAAAUCGGAGUCGGCUAGGAAGAGCUUUGAGGUGGCUACUGAAAAACUGCUGCAAUUCGUAGAGGUUGUGCAUGAAAUGCUUUCCGAAAACUCUCCUUCCUCGGCUGUUCUGAGUGGCAGAAGGACACCAUUGUCUUCUAAAGCACUUCUUGCCCGGCUGGGGAGGAUUGGACCAACUGUUACCACAGCUCUUGCAGCAGAAGCCAGAGACCUUGCCAAGUCUGUCCGUGCCAUUCUGGAAGUAAACUGUCUACCUUAUGGAUGGGAAGAAGCUUAUACAGCAGAUGGAAUCAAAUAUUUUAUCAACCACGUGACACAGACAACAUCAUGGAUCCACCCUGUAACAAGCGCACUAAGCUUGCUCUGCUCUGAGGAUGAUGACGAUGGAAUAAGGGAGCCUCCAGGAUCCAAGAGCCACUGAGGGCACCUGCUGACUGAAAGCAGUUUGAUUUCCAAACAUUAGAGAGGAGAAGCACACAUUUUAUUCUAACGUUCUCUCAUCGUUGUAGUACCAACACUGUAGUACCCAGUGACACUUCUCCCCAUGAAGUCAGGGGCGUUCUGCUGCCUAUUUACAUGGCUUUAUUUUUAGGUGCCUCAAAAGAUGCUGGCACUGCAGAAGUCUCUCUUAGUCCGUAAGUUCCCCAGCUGUGUAGGGAUCAGUUGCGAAUCUUAGGACCCAAUUCAUGACUUCUGUAGCAGCAUAACUCCACUGACUCAGAGUGAAAUUUUCUAUUUUGACCAGCGUGACAGCCAUUGGAUAUGCUUCAUGUUGUAAAUUCCAUCUGAUGGUUUGCUGAAGUAUGCAAGGCCUGCUUUUUUUUUAAGAACAAUGCUAAUGAGCGUAAUGCAGAUGGAUGCCUUUUGUGUAGCUACUGAAUAAUCUUAUUUUUAUAGAAUAAAUUCGUGAAUGAGUUUUGCUAACAGAAAUUUGGCAGUUACAAAUUACAAGUAUUGCAGCCCUGAUUACUUUUAAGGUUGGGCUUUAGGAAAAUGAAUCUUUGAUAGGAUGUCAAACAAAAAGAAGCAGUUUUGGGAGAGGACACCGUACUCGAUAACAAUAUGUGGCAAGAAAGAAAAUUAUUCUACUUCUGUACUCUGCUAAACUGGUACAUACAUGCAUCAGAUACUUCAGUAGAAGCUGUGAAGUUUCAAGUACAAUGAAACCUGUGAAACCACCUCCAGGAUCAGCAGAAAUCAGUCACCUCCUCAAAAAUGGUCUUCAAGGAGAACAGAAUCAUUUUGUAAACACUGGUGAUGAUUUAAAGAGGAUAAAGAAAAUGACGGGGUGCUGCUGCAAUCUAAGUAAACAGAUUUUGCUGCACCUCAAUAGCACAGGAUAUUUUAAAUCUCAUUAUUCACAACACAACAUACGAUGCUAGCUUUACAAACAUGAUUCUAUGCUAUAUUUUUCUAGAGACUCUGUGUAUGUAUUUUAUAUAUAUAUGUAUAUGGUAGGUGUUGACUAAUAAAUGAAAGAAGGAUCUGAAACAUUGCAGAAGCACUGAUGGAUCUCCCAAAAAAAAACCCUAUUACUAAACUUCAGGCCAAGGAGAACAGUACUGUAACAGUGUGAGGAAGGCACAGGCUGCAACCUGCAUUUUUCUGAGGCACACACUUAGGACUUCUAAACCUCUCUGAAAUGGCUGGGGACCCUUCUCCACUCCAGCUCCCCUCUGCUGGCCCAUACAAAGAAACUAGGACUUGCGGUCACAUUUUUUGGAGGUCUGUCUCCAGCAGAUGUGGUAUUAAAAAUCCAAGCAUCUAGAAGAAUGUACCAGGGAUGCUCCAAAAGCAAUGCUUCCUGUUGUAUGAUGUUGGCCCAUGAUGUCAGAGGCAGAUGUUGGCGGUAUGGCAGCAGGGGUGGUCUGACAUGGAAGGGUGCAUGGAACAAGUAUGAAAUUGAAUUCCUCCAGGUAGAAAAAAUUUUUUGCAGCAGAGUCAGCUCUGCAGGUGCAGAUUUUUACAAGUGCAACAUGCAAGCUCCUAUUCACUGCUGGCAAAAAUGUAUAGCUCUCAGUGAUGCCUAUGCUGAAAAAUACUGUUUUGUAGCUGAGAAUUUGUUGUCAAAUAGUACUAUUGUAUUGCUCACUGUAUUUGUUGUGUUUUCCAUGGAAAUAAAUAGGAAGCAUUACUUUCAGAGCAAGCUAGGUGUAUAAAGCCCAGACUUCCUCCUAGUUCUGGUGUCUGUGUCAUAUCUCCAUCCUCAGCACUGCAGAGCUGUGCCAAGUCAGGCACACAGGGGCUGCUGGUCCUUUUGAAUCUAAAAUAAUACACAGUUUGUAAAAACCCAAGUCAAGUCUCUUCUCCGAACAGCCAUGUUCGGAGAAUCUACUGCAUCUACUGCAUAUGGCCUGUGAGCUGUAGAGCACAUCACCAAAUGUUCUUCGUGUAGGAACAAAGUGCAGCUCAUGAAAGUUUCUUUUGCAGUCUUUGCUGGAAGGAGAUGUCAGGGUACAUUGAAUAAGCAAAUAGGAAAAAAUGUUUUGUACUUUUAAGUAGGUCAGAACCACGUUAUCCAUGAAUCUACACAGGUGGAUUAGGUAGGAGUUUUCUCAGCAGACCCACAGUAGCAUAUAGUUCUGAGAAAAUUUCUCAUAGCAAUAACACUUGGGCUUCACUCAUAUUUUGCUCCAGUGACCCCUAAGUGCUUCAUGGUCUCCUUUGUGUUCCCUGAGAGCACAGUGUGAAAAGACAAAGUGUGUGCUUCAGUUUCAUUUGAGCACUCUAGAUGCACCAUUAUUUAAAUACCUUUUCUGAAAUGGCAUAGACUUGUGACCCAUAAACUGUAUGCGAGGUUCUAAAUGCCUUGCAAUAUUUACUGUAGCCUUAGAAGUAAUUUGGAUGCGUUAUGACAGGCGCUUUCAGUUCAUACUUCCAUGGCAGCCAGACUUCAUAUAGACUCCAGUUUUCCAGUUCUGCUCCAAAGAAGUUUCAAGCUCUACUUGACCCUCACAGUCUUGAUUUAUUCUGCUGCUGGCUUUCUGACAGCUAGUUGAGUUUCCUCAUAGAGAAGCUAUUUAGGGGCAGAGGCUAUGGAUCAGGCAGACUUCAUCAGAAGAGGCUUUACGGAGACCUAGCAGCAAUUUAAAACUGUCCUUCUGUUGUACCAGCUGGAGGAGGACAGCUAUGUACAUAGUGCUGGCCCUUCCUGAAGAGCUGGUAAUGAUCUCUUGCUCUGAGAAUGCAUUGCACAGCCUGCUGUGCACGAGAGGAGAAGAAAUCAAGGCACAAUGCUGACAUCCUGCCAGCUCUGCUUACCAUCUCCACCCCCAGAUGAGAACAUUUCAGAAACAUGGAGACUGUUUCUUUCUCUUAUAAAUUUGCCUAGAAAUUAAAGUCAUUACAAAUAGAUCUCUGCAUCUAUCUAGCUUCUUCUCUGGUAAGCACUACCUCUUCAGAUGAUCCACUAGUUCAACUGCUCUGCUAUUGAGGCUACAUUUUCAUACCUACAAUUUCCAAAUGUUCUAAUCUAUUUUUGUAUGCUGGCAUGCUUGUUUCCUAGGAUAUUUCUCUGUAUCUCCCCUUGUCUCUUCCUUUCUGUGAAAUAUUUUGUGAAAUUAUUUUGAUUGAACUGAACUAUGCAUAUUGAGAAAAUGGUUCUAGGAUAACUUGAGAAGAAUUUGUAAAGAACAGUUGUCAAAAUAUACAGUGCUGUAAACAA